AUGCGAGAGGCCGCGGAACGGCGGCAGCAGCUGGAAGCGGAGCAUGAGCAGGCCCUGGCUGUCCUCAGCGCCAAGCAGCAGGAGAUCGACCUUCUGCAGAAGGCUCAGGUUGAAGCUAAGAAAGAGCACGAAGGAGCCGUGCAGCUGCUAGAGUCCAAGGUCCGAGAGCUGGAAGAGAAAUGCCGGACCCAGAGUGAGCAGUUCAGCCUGCUGUCCCGGGACCUGGAGAAGUUCCGGCGGCACGCGGGGAAGAUCGAUCUGCUGGGCAGCAGUGCGGUGGCCCCGCUGGACGUCCCCUCGGCCCCCAGCAAGCCUUUCCCUCCCUUCAUGAACGGACUGGCCACCUCCAUCAGCAAAGGUCAGGGGAGCGCUGUUGGAAGUGGCCCUGCGAUUGGCGAAUAUAUCCGGCCCCUCCCGCUCCCCGGUGACAAGCCGGAGCCUCUGUCCGCCAAGCCCACCCUUCUGUCAAGAUCCGGUAGCCCAAGAUGCAGAUUUGAGUCAGAUAUGGAGAAUGAGCGGAACUCCAAUACCUCAAAGCAGAGAUACUCGGGGAAGGUGCACCUGUGUGUCGCCCGCUACAGCUACAACCCCUUCGACGGGCCAAAUGAAAACCCGGAAGCCGAGCUGCCGCUCACGGCGGGGAAAUACCUCUACGUGUACGGGGACAUGGACGAGGACGGCUUCUAUGAAGGGGAGCUCCUGGAUGGGCAGAGGGGUCUGGUGCCCUCCAACUUUGUGGAUUUUGUCCAGGACAACGAGUCACGCCUGGCAAGCACGCUGGGGCACGAGCAGGGCCAGAACCUCAUCAACCGUUCCGGCGUCGUCGGCCUGGAGGGGGAGAACAUUCUGGACCUGCACUCGCCCACUCACACAGACCUGGGCAUCACGGACAACGGCGCGGGGACGCUGGACCUGAACAUCGACGACGUCGGAGAAGACAUUGUGCCUUACCCUCGGAAAAUCACCCUCAUCAAACAACUCGCCAAAAGUGUCAUUGUGGGCUGGGAGCCCCCCGCGGUGCCGCCGGGCUGGGGCACCGUGAGCGGCUACAACGUGCUGGUGGACAAGGAGGCGCGGGCGAGCCUGGCGCUCGGGAGCAGGACCAAGGCCCUUAUCGAGAAGCUGGACACGGCCGCCCGCACCUACCGCAUCUCCGUGCAGUGCGCGACCAGCCGGGGCAGCUCGGACGAGCUGCGGUGCACGCUGCUGGUGGGCCGGGACGUGGUGGUGGCGCCCGGCCACCUGCGCGUGGACAACGUCACCCAGACCUCGGCCCAGCUGUCCUGGCUGCCCACCAACAGCAACUACAGCCACGUCAUCUUCCUCAACGAGGAGGAGUUUGACGUCGUCGGGGCCGCCCGGUACCAGUACCAGCUCUCCAACCUCAGGCCCAACGCGGCCUACAAGGUGCGGGUCCUGGCCAAGCCCCACCAGAUGCCGUGGCAGCUGCCGCUGGAGCAGAGGGAGAAGAAGGAGGCCUUCGUGGAGUUCUCCACGCUGCCCGCAGGUCCCCCGGCCCCCCCACAAGAUGUCACCAUCCAAGCUGGGGCCACCCCGGCCACCAUCCAGGUCUCCUGGAAACCGCCUGCGCUGACUCCCACCGGCUUGUCCAACGGAGCCCUCGUCACCGGCUACGGCGUGUACGCAAAAGGGCAGAGGGUGGCCGAAGUCAUCUUCCCCACGGCGGACAGUGCGGCGGUGGAGCUCGUGCGGCUGCGGAGCCUGGAGGCCAAGGGCGUGACCGUGCGCACCCUCUCCGCGCAGGGCGAGUCGGUGGACUCCGGCGUCGCGGCCAUCCCCCCCGGCCUCCUGGUGUCCCCACCGCCCCACCCGAGGACUGCUCCCGCCCCAAAGCCACUAGCCAGUGCCGGAGCCCCCAAUACCAAAGAUGAACACUUGGGUCCCCACGCCAGGAUGGACGAGUCCUGGGAGCCGGGCCGCGCGCCCGCCCCUGCGCACCUGCACACGCUGGAGCCGCCCGCGCUGCCCGGCGCGGGGAGGAGGUCGCCCUCGCCCAGCCGGAUCCUGCCGCAGCCGCAGGGGGCCCCGGUGUCCACUUCCGUCGCCAAGGCCAUGGCCCGGGAAGCCGCGCAGAGAGUGGCCGAGAGCGGCAGGUUAGAGAAAAGGAGCAUCUUCCUAGAAAGGAGCAGCGUGGGGCAGUACGCCCCCUCGGACGAGGAGGACGGCUACGACUCCCCCGACGUCAAGAGGAGAGGGGCGUCCGUGGACGACUUCCUGAAAGGGUCUGAACUCGGCAAGCCGCCCCACUGUUGCCAUGGAGACGACUACCACACCGAGAGCAGCCGGGGGUCUGACCUCUCCGACAUCAUGGAGGAGGACGAGGAGGAGCUCUAUUCCGAGAUGCAGCUGGAAGACGGGGGCCGGAGGCGGCCCAGUGGCACAUCCCACAACGCCCUCAAGGAGUGCUCCGAAGGCGCUUUGUCGGGGCCGCAGCCCCCGCUCAGGAAGAGGCUGUUCAGUAUCCCCGAAGUAGCCGAGGAGGAGCCCGAGGGCUGCGAGCUGCUGCACAAGCAGGGCCUCCGGGCGUCCCCCAGGGCCCGGGCGCCGCCGCCCGGGGAGCCCAGGCGCGCCCGGCCGCGCAGGGGGGACGAGGCCCCGCGGCGCUCCCGGCUCCCGGCCCGGCACAGGGUCCCCGCGGCUGCGGAGGACGCCCUCCCCGAGGACAGAGGCUGCCGGCUCAGCCGCUCGGCCGCCAGGAGCCCGGACAGCGGCCUGGACUGCGGCAGCGAGGAGGAGCUGCGGGCCGGCCUCGGGAGCGCCGCGGCCGCCUGCAGCCCCGGGCGCUGCCCCUGCGCCCGGAGCCCGCGGCCCGCGCUGGCCCGGCGGCGCACGCUGACCCGGCAGAGCAGCGUUGAGGAGGACUUUGGGGAGCAGGAGGACCCCGGCGCCGGGCCCAGGGGCGACGAGAGGCCGGGCCCCGGCAAGCACGGCUGGGACGAGUCGGCGGAGCGCGAAGAGUUUCGGGGUGUCCGCAGGAAAAGCGCAGCCGGGCCCGACAGCGCGGCCGCCCAGCCGGCUCCCCGCGCCGCGCGAGGCCCUGCGAUCUUAGGAAACCCAGCGUCUGCAGGACGGGCAGAUAGGGUGGAUCACGUGGGCCGGAGGUUCCCCCGCGGCAGCCCUGGUCCUCAGCGGUCCCGGCCGAUGCCUGUCCCGUCCAUCGACGAGUACUCGGGGCGCGACCGCCUCUCCCCGGACUUCUACGAAGAGUCAGAGACCGACCCUGGCGCCGAGGAGCUCCAGGCCCGCAUCUUUGUGGCUCUCUUUGACUACGACCCGCUCACCAUGUCCCCAAACCCAGACGCCGCCGAGGAGGAGCUUCCCUUCAAAGAAGGACAGAUCAUCAAGGUUUACGGCGACAAAGACGCCGACGGGUUCUACCGCGGGGAGACCUGUGCCCGGCUCGGCCUCAUCCCCUGCAACAUGGUGUCCGAGAUCCAGGCGGAUGACGAGGAGAUGAUGGAUCAGCUCCUCAGACAGGGCUUCCUGCCCCUGAACACGCCCGUGGAGAAGACAGAGAGAAGCAGGCGGGGUGGCAGGCAUCACGCCGUGUCGACGCGGAGGAUGGUGGCUCUGUACGACUACGACCCGAGGGAAAGCUCGCCCAACGUGGACGUGGAGGCGGAACUUACGUUUUGCACGGGAGAUAUUAUUACUGUCUUUGGUGAAAUUGAUGAAGACGGAUUUUAUUAUGGGGAGCUGAAUGGGCAGAAAGGCCUCGUACCUUCCAACUUCCUGGAAGAAGUGCCUGCCGACGUGGAGGUCUACCUUUCCGACGCUCCGUCCCACCACUCUCAGGACGCACCCGUGCGCUCCAAGGCAAAAAGGGUUCCUCCUGAGGGUUCAGGGACAGCAAGGAGAGCUCCAUCCCCCACAGUCCAUCUCCAUUCGGGGUCACCUCCGUCAUCUAUGGGUUCUGGUAGUCCUGGGAGAGGCAGGGAAAUGUCCUCGAAAAAGAAAAAGGGGCUGCUUUCCAAAGGCAAGAAACUGCUGAAAAAGCUGGGUGCAGUGAAAUGAUUCAUGUGCUUAUGGACAACUUCCAAAUCUAUGUAAUUUUCUUUAAUUCCAAACUAGGGCUUUCAUGACUCAAGUACUUCCUAAAAAAACAAUCUUCUCCCCUGACACCAGUAGAGAAAUGCACUUUUGCACUACCAUCCACUUUAAACCAACUGCGAGAACAAAGAGGAGCUGUUGCUCUCUCUCAGUCACCGUUGACAAUCUGCUCUUUGUCCAAGGUCCUGACUGGGGAGGCGGGAGGGGAUGUCUUACUAACAAACAGGGGGGCGAACAGCUACCUGUAGCUCACUCCCUACCUGUAACUCCAGUCUUUGUGCAUUUGUCAUCCACCCUUAAAGGAAUGAUUUUCAACCUUUCUCCCUUUUCAAAAUGCUUGCCUCAUAAUGCAUAACUUUCACUUUAACUCUGGUCUUGAAAUUCCUAGUUUAAUUCGCCUUGAUGUUCUGCCUUAUAAAUGCACAAUGAUUUGUACUGUCUAAUAAAACAUACAGUGUAUACUUCGUAUGUGUUGUGCAUUCAGUGGUCUUCAUCCUCACUGACACAGUGGCUCGAAACCCAGUUGUACAGGCUGUGCAUUUUAAGAUGCUGGUUUUAGUCUUUGAAAGCAAGCCAGGCAACACACAGAAAUGUUUACUUAGUCAACCAUUCAAAAAAGAGAAAAGGAGAGAAAGUAACUUUGGUAAAGUACCAGUACUCCAACCUGCCAGAGAGGUGAUAAUCUUCAUUGCUUUCAGUGUUAUAUUUUGUGGCAUAUGGAUUUCUGUUACUUUCAUUAUUUGUCAAAAUGCCAUAUCCAAAUACUCAACAGUGAACAGCACACACACUAACGUGAUCCACAUAGUACAUAAGCCACACCAAAAACAUCCUAAAUUUAAAUCUAUUCAAAAUGAGUCCAUACCCACCUUCAUCAUUGGCAUUUGAACAAAAGACUUACAAAGUUGCUGGCAGAGGCAUUUGAUGGUUACUAUUUUGUAAUUCUUGUCCACUUGUAAAUUGUUUUUACUCUUUAUACAUACUUUUCAGACUGCCUUUCUUUUGUAAUUUAUGGACGGUUUAUAAAUGAAUGACAAAGCUUUCCCCAUUGUGUCUUCAAAAACUAUAUUAUAAAUUGUAAUAUAUGUGGUAGAUUUAUUAAAAGGAAAUUACUCAAUGUGUGGUUAAACUCUGUGUGGGUGUGUGCAUGUGUACAGUUAGUGUAAAACUAUUUUCUAGAAAUAAAAUUUGUUAUUUUAUA
Messenger RNA from Lemur catta (Ring-tailed lemur), 5269 nucleotides. RefSeq names its product RIMS binding protein 2 (gene RIMBP2). The record is from RefSeq and is a predicted model, not a curated record. Gene Ontology annotation, molecular function: protein binding. The transcript is spliced from 19 exons. The coding region runs from base 1 to 4035 and encodes 1344 amino acids. Gene Ontology annotation, biological process: neuromuscular synaptic transmission. NCBI's taxonomy places the organism in Eukaryota, Metazoa, Chordata, Mammalia, Primates, Lemuridae.